CGUAAAUUGCCGAAUUUGCGACCGAUAACACACUGGGCAUUGAUAAAUGCAAUUUAAAUUUGAAAUGGCUUUUGUGUGUUAUCGGUCAUUUUUGUCUAGUAUUUGCGUGGUAUUUUUGGUGAUACCACAUGUCAAGGGGAAUAUGGGAAUGGCAGAUAGAUGGGGAAGAAGAGGAAAAAGGCAACUAAUCUAACUAAAACUAUGGACAACUACGGACAUGCAAAAACUACAGAAACAACAGGAUUGACAUCUACAACAAAUACAUUGAUGCAGACAAGGAGGACAAACAACAACGGAGCACCGGCGGGCAUAACAGACGCAAUGCGAACAUUACGCUGUAUACCGGCCGGCUCUGUUGUCCCCCUGUGUGUUGUUUAUUGGCGAUGGCUGGAUUGGUGGUGUUGGCGUGCAUCGUGGGCAAAUUUGGAGAUGGCGAGCGGCUCUAGUCCGGCCGCCCACGUUGCAUCUGUCAGGUGAGAUGGCGCAUCCAA
Molecule: messenger RNA, 491 nt
Organism: Drosophila pseudoobscura
Lineage: Eukaryota; Metazoa; Arthropoda; Insecta; Diptera; Drosophilidae
Exons: 3
Coding region: 160-477 (105 amino acids)
Source: RefSeq, a predicted model, not a curated record